UGUUAUGUGUUUCGCUUCUCAAAACACACACAAACACAAACAUAAACACAAUAACAAAAAUCCCUCAAAAGAGUCAGAGAAGAAGCAAGCAAAAAAGGGGUUGUGCAAAAAAUAAAGAGGGUGUGUGUGAUGGGUUGAGAUUUUGAGGUUUCUUGAUAUACAAAAAGUACUAAGCUUCUUCCUUCAUCUUAUUUUUUUUCAUUUUUUCUUCAAGAAUGUUUUAAAGAUCAAAGCUUUAGCAUAAAAAUCCAUGUCAUCAUCAUCUUCUUGUUCUCCUAUGGGUGCUACUUCAAUGGGGAUGUUUUUUGCUGAUAUGAAUUCACUCUCCAUUAACACUGCCAAAAAUUAUGCAACAAGUGAUGAAGGUAAAGGGAGGGGUACUUGGGAUUUUCAUUUCUUGAAUAAAGGGGCUUUAGAUGAAGCCCAAAAAAGUGAAGAAAAUAAUGAAACCAUUGAUCUUAAUGCUUCUUGCUUCAAUGAAGAGAAACCAAUUACUACAAUGCAUAGUACUUUUAACAGUACUAAUAGUAGUAGUAGUGGUACUAAUAAUGGCAAGGAAACUGAAAGUGGACAAUCAAAGCUUUGUGCUAGAGGUCAUUGGAGACCAGCUGAAGAUGCAAAACUUAAAGAACUUGUUGCUAUUUAUGGUCCUCAAAAUUGGAACCUUAUAGCAGAAAAGUUAGAAGGAAGAUCAGGAAAAAGCUGUAGGUUGAGAUGGUUUAACCAGUUGGAUCCAAGAAUCAACAGAAGGGCAUUUAGUGAAGAGGAAGAGGAAAGAUUAAUGGCUGCUCAUAGAUUGUAUGGUAACAAAUGGGCAAUGAUAGCAAGGCUAUUUCCAGGAAGAACAGAUAAUGCAGUAAAGAACCAUUGGCAUGUAAUAAUGGCUAGGAAAUAUAGAGAACAAUCAAGUGCUUAUAGGAGGAGGAAAAUGGGACAAUUUGUUUACAGAAGAACAGUAGUGGAAGAAGCAGAUUCCAUGAAAGGAGAAACACAAACACCAAUUAUCAGUGGCCAAAAUUCUGUUAACCACUUUGCUGCCAGUACUACUAGUGUGAAAAUUAAUAAUGAUGGUCCAAAUGGUUGGGUUGGUUAUGGACCAAAUGGUUCACCCCACAUGGCUGCUUCUGCUGGAGAAGCAGGAAUCUCUAGCACCAAUGUCCUUCUACUUUCUCCUUACUCAACAUUUUGUGCUGCUCCUUUUGACUCAUCACCUGCAGGUCAUUGGGGGAAUGAGGUGAUGAAUAUUCUCAACCAGCAAGGUAGAUCUUGGGACAGGCAAACGGAAUCAUCCAACAUAAUUACUCAUCACUACCAUUCUACCCCAUCUAAUUCAUUGAUGAUGAUGAAUAGUACUAUGCAACAACAGUCACAAUACGUGCAGUUUCCUUAUUCCAGUUUCUCAGAUGUAACAACAGCAAGAGCACAAAUUUCAUCAUCACAAACAGCAGCAGCACUAGUAAAAGAGGACAGGAGAAAAAGCAACAGUGAUAAUAGCACAAUUGCACCACCAUUUAUAGAUUUUCUUGGAGUAGGAGCCACUUGAAUAAAGCAAAAAAUUUCAUGAAAAUCACCAAGAAAAAGGUACCCAAUUUGAGUCUCCAAUGAAAUGGUAACAGUAUUAGCAUGUAACCAGUAGUACCAGUAGUAUAUUAGUUUUCAUUCAGUUAUUAUAUGUCGAUUGUGACACUGAAAUAUCAAAAGGGAUAAAAGAGUCCUUAGUAGUAUCAAACAGUGUUAACAACAAGGUGCAGUCACUUCUUGCUUUUA
Messenger RNA from Lycium barbarum (goji berry), 1767 nucleotides. RefSeq names its product transcription factor MYB86-like. Gene Ontology annotation, cellular component: nucleus. The coding region runs from base 251 to 1543 and encodes 430 amino acids. The transcript has 3 exons. Gene Ontology annotation, biological process: regulation of DNA-templated transcription. Gene Ontology annotation, molecular function: DNA-binding transcription factor activity, RNA polymerase II-specific; RNA polymerase II cis-regulatory region sequence-specific DNA binding. The record is from RefSeq and is a predicted model, not a curated record. NCBI's taxonomy places the organism in Eukaryota, Viridiplantae, Streptophyta, Magnoliopsida, Solanales, Solanaceae.